AUGUCGCAGACGUUUGGUCAGCGAUCAGAUUUUAUUGACUUUGAUGAUGGGUUUGAAGCAGAGGAACGUGAAAAUGAUGGUGAUUCAUUCGAAGAAAAUAUUCGCAAACAGUUGCUUGAAUUUAGGAGCGGUACCGAAAGAGAAAUUAUUCUCGAACCGUUAUCAAUUGAUAAAAGAAAAAUUGUGCAUUGUAUAGCCAUGAAUUGCAGUCUGAAGUCGCACAGUAUCGGAAGCGGUUGUAAUCGUCGCGUUGUGGUGACACGUUUUCCACAUGUUGAUUUGUGUACUUACACGAAUGCUAGAGAUUCGGAACCGAUUGUUUUGAGUAUAUUCCAAAAACGAGCACUAUCUCGUUUCUUGACCAUAUUUCCGUUAGGUUAUGGUGAUAUCGACUUAUACCUUCGAUCCGGCAACGCAACCAGGCAAGUUGGUGGUCGCUAUCAUUCAAGCUUCAAUAGACCGAUGUUAGUUCCACCUUGUACGUCAGUACGGCACUCAAUGGAGAAUUUCCGUAAAAGUUUGCCAACCUAUGCAAUGAGGGAAGAAAUCCUGAAAACUAUUCGUAAUCAUAAAGUAACAAUGAUCGUUGGUGGUACUGGUUGUGGUAAGACAACACAGGUAAUAGUUUCAUAA
Messenger RNA from Brugia pahangi, 633 nucleotides. Lineage: Eukaryota; Metazoa; Nematoda; Chromadorea; Rhabditida; Onchocercidae. The record is from the annotation of a GenBank genome assembly.